Molecule: messenger RNA, 3999 nt
Organism: Lathyrus oleraceus (garden pea)
Lineage: Eukaryota; Viridiplantae; Streptophyta; Magnoliopsida; Fabales; Fabaceae
Exons: 10
Coding region: 177-3839 (1220 amino acids)
Molecular function (GO): DNA binding
Source: RefSeq, a predicted model, not a curated record
UAAUAAAUAUAUAAAUAAAUAAAUAAAUACUCAUAGUAGUAUAAUAAUCAAAUCGAAGACUAAUCUUUCUACUCUCUUUAGCUCACAGCUUUUCUUCUUUCUCUCUCUCAAAACCGAUCCUGAAAUUCAUUUCUUCCUCCAUGAAAAUACUGCUAAAUUAGGCAUAACCUGCCUUUAUGAGAAUGGGAAAAUCGGGCGUCGGAAAAUCUGCAGGAACCAGUGGCACAAAACACAAUUCUAAACAAGAGACUGCAGAGAAAGCGGAUGAACGUCCUGAUUGGUUGCCGGAUGGCUGGAAUAUUGAAGUCCGAACCCGAAAAAGUGGUCCGGCUGUGGGAUCUGCAUAUAAGUGCUACGUUGAUCCAUUGAAUAUACAUAAAUUCUAUUCCAAACCUGAGGUACUGCGACAUCUUGAAACUACAAAGGACAGCAACUGCUCUUCCAAGAAGAAGAAAGGCACUAGCAAGCAAUCUCCAAGCAAGGAGGAGGAGGAGGAGGAGAAAAGUAUCGACAAGCAAUUUCCUAACAAAGAGAAGCAGAAGCGCACUAACAGUAACCAACAUUCUUCAAGUAAAGAGGAAGAGAAAUGCAUUAACAUGCAUUCUACAAGCAAGGGGGGAAAGAAAUUAGCUAGCAUGCACUCUCCAAAAAAUACUGCAGAGAAAGCUGAUGAACGUCCUGAAUGGUUGCCUGAUGGCUGGGACAUUAAAGUUCAAACCCGAAAAAGUGGUCCGGCUAUGGGAUCUUCAUAUAAGAUCUACAUUGAUCCAUUGAAUAUAUAUAAAUUCUAUUCCAAACCCGAGGUACUACGUCAUCUUGAAACUACAAAGGCCAGCAACUGCUCUUCGAAGAAGAAGAAAGACACUAGCAAGCAUUCUCCAAGCAAGGAGGAGGAGAAAUGCACGGACAAACAUUCUCCAAACAAGGAGGAGGAGAAUUGCAUUAACAAGCAUUCUCUAAACAAAGAGAAGAAGAAGCGCACCAACAAUAACCAACAUUCUCCAAGUAAAGAGGAAGAGAAAUGUAUUAACAUGCAUUCUCCAAGCAAGGAGGAAGAAGAAUACAUCAACACGGAUUCUGGAAGCAAGGACGGAGAGAAAUUCACUAGCAUGCACUCUCCAAACAAUGUUGCGGGCGAGAAGUCCACUGAAGAGGAUCUACCCCCUGGAUGGAUUAAAGAAGCAAAGAUUAGGAAGAACAGAAGGAAAGAUUGGUUAUAUAUUGAUCCAGCGAGUGGAUAUGUAUUCCAUUCCAAGAAGGAUGUACUGCGUUAUCUUGAAUCUGGAGAUAUAGACAAAUGUGCUAUGAAACCAAGUAGAAGACAAAAUCAAGAUGAAGACAACUCAACUCCUGCUGCCAAAAGACAGAAACCCAAGCAGUCUACACCCAGGCAGAAGAUAUCUGUUGCCAAAGAUCCAGCUGAAAGCUUAGAAUUGCCUGAUGUUAACAGCUCAAUGAAAGGGCAAGAACCUGUUAAGUUGGCUGACAAUGUUCUCAAUGAUCAGACUCCUAUAGUUCCAAAAAGAAACUUGAGAAAAAACAGAACCACUCUAGCCGCUGACAUGGAAAAAUCAUCUCAGCAUCUCAAUGGUGUCCCAGAAAUUGAGCAACCAAAGGCAAUGAACACGAUAACCACUCGUACCAACUCAAACAAAUUUAGUAAGAAGAAAGAGCCCCACAUUCCUUGUCGGGCUUCAAAACGAUUGGCUGGAUCUGAAAGCAAAAGGUCUAAAGAAGUCAUAGCUGAAUCUCAGCUAAGUGAGAGCGGGCCAGAUCAUGCACCAUUAACUGGAGAGUCGCAAAAUAAAAGAAGAAAAACUCCUUUAGUCCUACCUGCUGCAGACAAUCAAUUGGAAACACUUGAAGUGGAUGACGAUAAAUCAGAACCUCAGCUGUCCUUUGCAUUCCACUACUCUUGGUCUGACCCAUGUUUGGAUUAUGCAAUCAAUACCCUCACGGGUGUGUUACCACCAGUUGAUAAUUCUGUUGAUAAAGGACCGUCUUCAGUCCCUGAAACUGAUAUUCAAAAACCUACUUUUGACACUGUCACGGGAAGCAGCAGGGACAGUCAAAACAAUUCAGUCGAUAAUGGACCCACUACUGUACAUGAAACUGAUAUUCAAAAUCAAAACAAUUCAGUUGAUAAUGGACCCACUAUACAUGAAACUGAUAUUCAAAAUCAAAACAAUUCAGUUGAUAAUGGACCCACUAUACAUGAAACUGAUACUCAAAAAACAUUGAUUGACAAUGUUACCAGAAGAAGCAAGGACAGUCAAAGCAAUUUGCUUGACAAUGUUACAAGAGGCAGGGACAAAAAUGCUUCAGUGCAGUCAAAUAAAUCCAAGAGAAAGAAAGAGGUCAAAGAGGUCAAAGUCCCUAUGCGGUUGUCAAAGCGACUUGCUGGCGUUGAACCGGAGGCCAAACCUUCCGAUAAAGCUCUUGAAUAUUCAAGUAAAAAAUCAAGCAAAGCAGCAGCCACUCCAUCUGUACUUUUAACUAAUGGAGCAUCUGACCAUGUCCAUGCUGGGGAAGAAGCCAAGCUUACUCCUCAUGUGUCUGACAGUUUGAAAACAGAAAUGCUAGGAAAAUCAUCAAGAAAGAGCGGUAAAUCAUGUGAUGACCAAACUGUUCACAAGGAACAACAAUUGGAGAAAGCUGAAGCUGAAAAUAUUAGUGAUGAUAGAUCAAAGCCAGAGCUUACCUUGCCAUUUGAUGAAUCUUGGUCAGACCCAUGCCUAGAAUUUGCAUUCAAGACUCUUACUGGUGCUUUGCCUGUUGAUUCUGCUGCAGAGAUUUUAAAAGAGUCGUCUCCUGGUGUUGGUGACCCGCCAAAUAAUGAGUUGCAUGGGAGAGUAACAACCAGCAUUAAUGGAAAAACUCAUGACAACUCAAAUGAAUCUCUAAACAAUAAAGAGCUUGAUAUGGCUGGCGAAUCUUCAAAGCUGCUGCUUGGGCAACCUGAGUUGAUGACAAGCUCGACAUGUGGCAAAAAUAUGGAUGGCGAGUCUUCAGAGCUUCUGCUUAGGCAACCUGAGUUGAGGACUAGCUCAACAUCUGACAAAAAUAUGCCUAUGGAUGGCGAGUCUUCAGAGCUUCUUCUUAGGCAACCUGAGUUGAGGACUAGCUCCACAUCUGACAAAAAUAUGCCUAAGUUUACCAACGGAGAAUCUCAGAGUCAUGAAGGCAACAUAAUAGGGAAUUUGGAACCUGUGUUGAGGACUAGCUCCUCAUCUAACGUUGGAGAAUCUCAUAGUUAUGAAAGUGAAAUGAUAAGGAAUUUGUUUGAAGAACCUCCAUUUGUUGAAGCUGAAAAUACGACCCAACUUCUGGAUCAUUCUAGAACUAAUGCAUACCCGCAAAAACAAGAAGAGCAAUUAAAGAAAAAUGACCAGGUUGAUGAGGGUGAAUUUGGUACAUCGGAGCAACCACCGCCUUUUCAAACUGAAACCUUAAACCAUAACAAUACUGAAUUACAGUUCUGCGAGUCUUUUAUGAAUACUUGGUCAGAUCCAUGCCUAGAAUUUGCAUUUAAGACCCUUACAGGUGUGAUUCCAGUUGAGGAAAAUUUAGGAAUUCAAGGAGGUACCCAGGAACCUUCCGACUGUCAAAGUGGAAGAGACGAUGUAUCAGCGUUGCCAGAUUUUGGAUCUUCCAGUUUUUCUCAAAGUGAUUUCUCAUUUCACUUUGAUACAGGAGUGAAGUCCACACCAGGGCAGCAAUUGCCAGGGCAGCAAUCAUCAGUGAGCUCUUCAUUCCCAUCUAUGAGCCUGCAAAGUUGUCCCGGAGUUGAUCCACAACAACAAUAUUCCCAGUUCAAUAAUAAUUUUCAGAGAAGGUAAACUCUUAUUUUUGUGACUGGUUUCGGGUUAUAAUCUAUGACUGUACUUUAUUAGGUUACAAAAUCCUUUUGUUGUAAACUAUGUUAUCCUUUACUGUGCUAUCUAACAACUGUGGUAUUAUGCAUUUAUAUCCAAUGUUAUUAUCAAUUGUAGUAUUGUA